GCGGUGUUACCCUAAUUGUUAUUAGCUAAUUUACUGUUAACUUUACGGCGUAAAAGAAAACAGCGCCGUAUUUUUAUUUCAGAAGUGAAAUUUGAUUGUAAACGGCGUUAUAAUACUGUCUAUAGUUUAUCAUCAUGACCCAGACAGUCAGCGUUGUACUAGGCGGCAGUAGCUGAAUGAAGCAGACGGGAGGAAGUGGCUGUUAAUGCAGCUCCACACCUUUCCGGUGUAGCAGCACUGCGACCAGCUCCACUCAAAGGAGAAAGGCGAAAGCUGGGUGUAUUUCUGGAGAAAGGAGUGGUAGAUAAGAGGGGGGACAGGAGUUACGCGAGUGGGUACAUGUGCUGCUGAGUCACAGAGGUUAUUCUCGAAGUCGUCCCUUCCCACACGGCGAAGUUUCCCGGCACAGCGCUUGAUGGAAUAGCCGCAGAAAGCUGCUUUUCUCCUUUGGUAGAGAACAAGGGCGCACCCGGUGAAGAGGACCGCCAGACACAGACACCACAAGGAAUUCACAAGCACCGCGGCUUUUCGAGGGAGGCCUUAUAUACUCACAGCGUCUACUCCCUUCACUUUUUAAAUCGACUCUGCCCAGAUUUCAUACACCGCUUUGUGUUGUUUUACACAAUGCAAUGAACGCACAGCAACAGCUGGUGUCAAGUUCUUAACCUCACCGUGCCAUGUUGUGUAUAGGCCCCGAAACCCGUGUGAUUUACUGAAGGUAAAUGUCCCCGCUCUCAACAGGAUCCUGACAGACUUUAACGAGAAGUCCCGAAGUACUGCAAAGGCUAAGGACUUUUGACUUUCUAACCUUCAGUCGCUCUUCAGAGUCAUGUUUUCACCUGUGAAGAUAUUGUAAAAACUGAAGUUGUAAUCUUAAGUGAGUAAUUACCAAGACGGUAUCAGAAACUUUUCUCAGUAGGCACAGAAUAUAUAUGCACAAGAGUUCAAAAUGGGGAAAAUGCUCUCAAAAAUAUUUGGCAACAAGGAGAUGAGAAUAUUGAUGCUUGGACUUGAUGCUGCUGGAAAGACAACAAUCCUUUACAAACUGAAACUCGGACAGUCUGUGACCACAAUCCCUACAGUCGGCUUCAAUGUGGAAACUGUGACCUACAAAAACGUCAAGUUCAAUGUAUGGGAUGUUGGAGGCCAGGAUAAGAUUCGCCCCCUGUGGCGACACUACUACACGGGCACCCAAGGGUUAAUUUUCGUGGUGGAUUGCGCGGACAGGGAUCGCAUCGACGAAGCAAGGCAGGAACUUCACCGCAUCAUUAAUGACCGGGAGAUGAGGGAUGCCAUCAUCUUGAUAUUCGCCAAUAAGCAAGACCUUCCGGAUGCCAUGAAGCCACACGAAAUCCAAGAGAAGCUCGGAUUGACCCGUAUCAGAGAUAGGAAUUGGUAUGUUCAGCCCUCCUGUGCGACCACAGGUGAUGGACUAUAUGAGGGCUUGACAUGGCUAACCUCAAAUUACAAAUCUUAAUGAUUGAGUUGCUGACUGUUUUAGGUCAAAACUAUAAUAAAGUUGCAAGUAACAAAUAACUUCUCAAAAUGAGUAUGGUUAAGAAAAGUUGAUUAUUUCCCAUUUAUUUUUUAAUACUAUGUUUACCCCAUGACUAAUUUAUCUCUAACUGGGUUUGCCGGCUUAAAGUUUGCUUGUACUCUGUAGCAGGCCUAUAUCACAUUCAUUAUUUCUGGGGCUUGCUUGAUGAAUAUUGAGUUAAUUGGUCCUAAGGUUGAAGCCACAGAAAUCACCGCCUUUGCCUAUUCUUUCUCCUGUUUUGUAUAAUUUUUCUAAUGAAGCUGAAGUUUUUAUCUUAAUUCUUGGACUAAAGCUUGUUUCAAGGUUCUUCGGUCUCUGUUGCAUUGAACUUGGAUUUUUUUUUUCUUCUUCUUCUAAGGUGAGCUCUUUAAUGUUAUGUAGCCUACAUGGAGGACUUUGACAUUUGUUUCAAGACAGUACUGUGAUGAAAAGUAUUCAUUCUCAAUGGUAUUGAGGAAAAAAAAUUAAACCAAUGCUUACAUUUCAUUCUCACCAGUUGGGGCAUGAGAGGAGGGAAAAUAAUGACUUUGGACAUGUUUUGUUACCCCUCUCAAUACCCUUUUGUGGGCUAUAUAUUUAACUGAUUGACCUUUUGUGUCAUGUCUUGAUACCUAAUUGUGCUGAAUAUUCAACAAAUAGGCCUCCAGUAACUUUAAAACAUGCUUGUCGGGAUGCAUUUUUGAUUUUUGGGUAAUGCGUAGUCAGUCGACUCAAUCUUUCCAAAGGAAUGUCAUUCAGCUCUGAGCUCUCAAUCUGAUACCACAGUUGAUUAGCCUCAGCAAUGGGACAUUAUAUGAUAGCCUAUAUCUGUAGCAUGAGUACGAAAGUACAUUAACCCUACAUCAGAAUCCAUCUGUCACGCAGUCAGAGGGAGCUGUUUACUGGUGAAAUGUUGAAUGACACCUUGUGGUGCAGCUCUUACUCCUAUUUUGACUGGGGGUACCAUGUACAGAACAAUGUCAUUGUAAUGUCUUAUUAAAAAAGUGAUUUUAAAUCUU
Molecule: messenger RNA, 2535 nt
Organism: Oreochromis aureus
Lineage: Eukaryota; Metazoa; Chordata; Actinopteri; Cichliformes; Cichlidae
Gene: arf6b
Product: ADP-ribosylation factor 6b
Exons: 2
Coding region: 950-1477 (175 amino acids)
Biological process (GO): intracellular protein transport; vesicle-mediated transport
Cellular component (GO): cytoplasm
Molecular function (GO): GTP binding; GTPase activity
Source: RefSeq, a predicted model, not a curated record